Messenger RNA from Cavenderia fasciculata, 1533 nucleotides. It is a transcript of the gene pkgB, whose product is annotated as protein kinase 2. The record is from RefSeq and is a predicted model, not a curated record. NCBI's taxonomy places the organism in Eukaryota, Evosea, Eumycetozoa, Acytosteliales, Cavenderiaceae. Gene Ontology annotation, molecular function: ATP binding; protein serine/threonine kinase activity. Bases 1 to 1533 code for a protein of 510 amino acids. Gene Ontology annotation, biological process: protein phosphorylation. The transcript is spliced from 3 exons.
AUGACAAAUAGCCAACAACAACAACAACAAGUCAUGGGAAAAGGUCAUAGUAAAGAAAAGAGAAGUAAUAGUACCUCGAACGGUGGAGGUAAAUCUUCUUCUAAAAAGGACAAGAAACGUCAAAGUGUAAAUGGAGUAAAACAAGAUUCUUCUGUACAACCAACUGUAGAUAAUAAGACCAACACCACCAAUACCACUUCAACAACAACAACUCAGGAGCCAGUUACAACAACAGCUGCUUCACAACAACAAAAUACAGACCAACAAACCAACAACAACACUAAUGGUAGUGAAAAGUCAACAAGUGUAACUAGUAAUCCAGGUUCACCAACCCUUUCACCAUCUUCUGCCUCACAAAAGCAAUCACUUAGUAUCACUGCUGCAGAAGGUAUCAACAAGGAAAAUGGAGCAACAGAGGCAUCUGGACAUGAUUCACCAUCGAUUGGUAGCAGCAACAGUGGAGGUGGAUUAGGUAACAACGACGACGGUGACGAAGGUCCCGAGGAGACAAUCUUUUCAAAGAACAAACAAACAGUUACAAAAGAUGACUUUGAUCUUCUUUCGGUCAUUGGAAAGGGUAGUUUUGGAAAGGUGAUGCAAGUAAAGAAAAAAGACGACGGAAAAAUCUAUGCCAUGAAGGUACUCAGAAAGGAUGCCAUCAUAGCUCGUAAACAAGUCAAUCACACAAAAUCGGAAAAGACAAUUCUUCAAGGUGUCUCUCAUCCAUUCAUUGUUAAUCUUCAUUUUGCUUUCCAAACAAGAGAUAAACUUUAUAUGAUUUUAGAUUUUGUAAAUGGUGGAGAGUUAUUCUAUCAUCUCAAGAGAGAAGGUAGAUUCUCAGAGCCAAGAGUAAAGUUGUAUGCAGCUGAAAUUGUAUCUGCAUUGGCACAUUUGCAUCAACAAGAUAUUGUCUAUCGUGAUCUCAAGCCAGAGAAUAUCCUUCUCGAUUCUGAUGGACACAUUUGUAUCACUGAUUUUGGAUUGUCAAAAAAGAUUGAAACAACAGAUGGUACCUUUACAUUUUGUGGUACACCAGAAUAUCUCGCACCAGAGGUACUCAAUGGUCACGGUCACGGUUGUGCUGUCGAUUGGUGGAGUUUGGGUACUCUUCUCUUUGAAAUGCUCACUGGUCUUCCACCAUUUUACUCGCAAAACGUUAGCAUGAUGUAUCAAAAAAUUUUGAAUGGUGAACUCAAAAUUCCAUCCUACAUUUCACCAGAGGCAAAAUCAUUGUUGGAAGGCCUGUUGACUAGAGAUGUCGACAGACGUCUUGGUAGCAAGGGUGGUCCAGAGGUUAAAAAUCAUCCAUGGUUCAAGAAUAUCGACUGGGACAUGCUUGACAGAAAGGAGAUAGAGGUUCACUUUAAGCCAAAGGUAAAGUCUGGAACUGAUACCUCUCAAAUUGAUCCUGUAUUUACUCAAGAAAGACCAAUGGACAGUGUUGUUGAAGGUACCACUCUUGCUGAUGCCAUAAGUAAAGAUAACAGUUUUGAAGGUUUUACCUAUGUAGCAGAUUCUGUAUUAAAAAUUUAA